GGCACGCGCGCAGAUCCACGGUUCAGCCGGACUGUCUUGAAUUUUUGAAGAUUCGCGUCGGCCUAGCAGUUGGAGAGCUCUAGGAACAGGCGAAGCAACACAUAUACUCGCAUUCAAAAUGGCUUCCUUAUUUGAGCAACCUCGAAAUGCUGGAACUUUGUUUCUUGGCGGACAAAAGAUUACGGGUCAGGAUAUACGCGACCAGAAUGUUCUUGCGACGCAAGCUAUCGCGAAUGUGAUAAAAAGCUCAUUUGGACCCUCAGGACUUGAUAAGAUGAUGGUGGACGAUAUCGGCGACGUUACCGUGACCAAUGAUGGCGCAACUAUCUUAAGUCUUCUUGAGAUUGAGCACCCAGCAGGCAAGAUUCUAGUGGACCUCGCACAGCAACAAGAUAGGGAGGUGGGCGAUGGAACCACAUCAGUUGUAUUAAUCGCCGCGGAGCUAUUACGGAGGGCAAAUGAGCUCAUGAAGAACCGAAUCCACCCAACGACAAUUAUCACAGGCUACAGACUCGCGCUCCGAGAGGCUGUAAAGUACAUGAACGAGAACAUCAGCGUACCGGUUGAGAAGCUAGGCAGGGAGAGUCUCGUCAAUAUUGCAAAGACCUCGAUGUCAAGUAAGAUCAUCGGUGGAGACUCGGAUUUCUUCGCGAACAUGUGCGUCGACGCCAUGCAAGCCGUCAAGUCGACGAACCAGAAGGGUGAGGUGAAAUACCCAGUAAAGGCAGUCAAUAUCCUAAAGGCACACGGGAAGAGCGCCACAGAGUCAAUCCUCGUCAAGGGCUACGCUCUGAACUGUACUGUCGCAUCGCAAGCCAUGAAGACCCGCAUCCCGAACGCCAAAAUCGCCUGCCUGGACAUCAACCUCCAAAAAGAGCGGAUGAAGCUUGGCGUGCACAUCACUGUCGACGAUCCACAACAACUCGAAAAGAUACGCGAGCGUGAAUCCGGCAUCGUUCUCGAGCGUGUUGAGAUGAUUCUAAAAUCCGGCGCUAACGUCGUCCUCACAACAAAGGGCAUCGACGACCUUUGCCUCAAGCAGUUUAUCGAAAAAGGUGCCAUGGCCGUCCGCCGCUGCAAGAAGGAAGAUCUCCGCCGCAUCGCAAAGGCCACCGGCGCCACUCUCAUCUCCUCCCUUUCUGACCUGAACGGCGACGAGAAGUUCGAGGCCUCCAGCCUCGGCGACGCAGAAGAAGUUGCCCAGGAGCGAAUCUCCGACGACGAAUGUAUCAUUGUCAAGGGCACGAAGGUCCACUCUUCCUCCUCUAUCAUCCUGCGCGGCGCAAAUGACUACUCGCUCGACGAGAUGGAACGCUCCGUACAUGACACCCUGUCCGCUGUUAAGCGCACUCUCGAGAGCGGCAAGGUCGUGCCCGGUGGCGGUGCCGUCGAAACUGCUCUGCACAUCUACCUUGAGGAAUGGGCCACCAGUGUUGGCUCGCGGGAGCAGCUCGCCAUUGGCGCCUUCGCGACCGCGUUGCUGUCUAUUCCAAAGUGCUUGGCCGUUAAUGCAGCGCUCGACAGCUCUGAGCUCGUCGCACAGCUACGUUCGCGGCACGCGUUGUCGCAGCGGCUUAAUACGCCGGCGUCAGAGCACAAUGCGCCGCCAAGCGAGAGCGAGAAGGACUUGAUCCGUAAGAAGAACUACAAAAACUAUGGAUUAGACUUGAGCAAGGGCAAGGUUGCGGAUAGCAUCAAGGCGGGCGUACUGGAGCCGAGUAUGAGCAAAAUUAAGCAGCUGAAGAGUGCGGUGGAGGCAUGUAUUGCGAUUAUGCGGAUUGAUACGUUGAUCAAGCUGGAUCCAGAGCAGAGGGGUCAAGAUGAUGGACAUGGGCACUAAGGGGUCACGCACAUGGGACGUGAAUGAUUCUGCUCGUCUAUAGAUGUGCGGCAGCAAUGAAAAUCAUGCAUUCAUAACGUUCCAUACCUAGGAUACAUUCGCUUGGGUCAUCAUAACUAUGCUGACAGAAACCUCCUUACACCACCCGGCGCCCUUUGUGAGAGAGUCUAUACCCGAAGUAUGAUACAAGAAGUAGAUGAUAACGCCUGUAUUUGCCCAAGUCUCUCGGGCGCACCAGAGGGGCUUAUGAUCACCCAGAGUCACAAUGACAACAGAACGCUGAAUCCAUCGUGAGUCGACAGCCACCAGCAUUACUCUCUUAGCUGCGCCCUUAAGCCUACAUUCUCCCUCUUGAGUCGGCUACUCUCCCUCUUCAGAACAGCAACUUCCUCUUGGCUAGCCUUCAGCAGUCUUUUCAGCUCCUCAACACCAUCACCACCCCUGACAUUUCUUACGACCUUUAUCAACUCAUCGUUGAACUUCGCAUAGAGCGCCUCAUU
Messenger RNA from Pseudovirgaria hyperparasitica, 2340 nucleotides. RefSeq names its product t-complex protein-like protein 1. The transcript has 2 exons. Lineage: Eukaryota; Fungi; Ascomycota; Dothideomycetes; Acrospermales; Acrospermaceae. Gene Ontology annotation, molecular function: ATP binding; ATP hydrolysis activity; ATP-dependent protein folding chaperone. The record is from RefSeq and is a predicted model, not a curated record. Gene Ontology annotation, biological process: protein folding. Gene Ontology annotation, cellular component: chaperonin-containing T-complex. Bases 119 to 1840 code for a protein of 573 amino acids.